Messenger RNA from Melanotaenia boesemani (Boeseman's rainbowfish), 928 nucleotides. Its product is annotated as C-C motif chemokine 4-like. The coding region runs from base 192 to 689 and encodes 165 amino acids. Gene Ontology annotation, cellular component: extracellular region. The transcript has 6 exons. Gene Ontology annotation, biological process: positive regulation of GTPase activity; cellular response to tumor necrosis factor; monocyte chemotaxis. NCBI's taxonomy places the organism in Eukaryota, Metazoa, Chordata, Actinopteri, Atheriniformes, Melanotaeniidae. The record is from RefSeq and is a predicted model, not a curated record. Gene Ontology annotation, molecular function: chemokine activity; CCR chemokine receptor binding.
UCUGUUGUGGGAAAGUGCUUCUCACUACCUGCUGCCAUUCUUCUAGUGGAUUGAGGGUUGUGGCCUGAGAGCUGGGGGUGGUGGUGCCUCCUCGGUGUUGGUCUCCUUCCUGGUGGGACUUCCUCCCUCCUCCUCUGAAUGCUGCUCAGUGUGCCUGUGUGGUGUGAUUAUAGUGUUGUGUGGUAGUGUGCAUGCUUUGCUUGGGGUGGCUUUUCCUUGGAUUCUCGCACCUCGUUUCAGCCCACCUGUCCCUGAGGCAGCAGAAACAACACCUUUGGGCCAACCACAAGCGCAUUUCCUCUGGAGUCUACCCGAGUGGAAAGUUUCUUACUGAAGCCUCUUAUCGUGAUUUGAGGAGCAGCUGUGGUGAACCUCCAAUAUCAUUGUCUCCAGGGGAAUAUCGAGUCACCAUGAGGACCGCUCACAUCCUUCUGCUCUGCAUCCUGGGAGCUGCACUGUUGGCUGCAAUCAACUGCCACACUGGAAGUGGUCCUGAUAAUUGUUGCUUCCAGUUCUACCCGAGAAGAUUGAACAAAACCCUCAUCAAAUCCUAUUACCUGACUCAUUACAGCUGCUUCAAGCCUGGAGUCAUUUUUGUUACAAAGAAAUCAGGUUGUCACAUCUGUGUGGAUCCGACUCUGUCCUGGGUCGAGAACAUCAUGAAGUUCGUGGAUGAGAGCUCCUUUUAAACGGGUGACCUGCUCAUCCUGAAGACGUCUUCAUCAGUAAAAAUUAAACCAGAAUGUUGUUUCCUUUCUUUUUAAUUUUGCUUUAAUAUGUUUUUUUAUGCUCAUUAUCCAACAGUAUAAACCUUGUUGCAAUAAAGUUUGUAGUUUUAAAUGUUUGAUUUAUUUCAUCUGAAAUUCUGUAAAUGUCAAAAUAUAAUUAAUUUUGAGAUUUGAGUUUGAAUAAAAACAAUGUCUAUAUU